CGAAAUCUGCAGCCCCUGUCAUGGACUUGUUGGGCCUUGGUGCUCCUGUGGCCUGCUCCAUUGCAAAUAGUAAGACCAGCAAUACCCUAGAAAAGGACUUAGAUCUUUUGGCCUCUGUUCCAUCCCCUUCUUCUGUUUCCAGAAAGGUUGUAGGUUCCAUGCCAACUGCAGGAAGCGCUGGUUCCGUUCCUGAAAACCUGAACCUAUUUCCAGAGCCAGGGAGCAAAUCAGAAGAAACAGGCAAGAAACAGCUCUCAAAGGAUUCCAUCCUUUCACUGUACGGAUCCCAGACGCCUCAGAUGCCUACUCAAGCAAUGUUCAUGGCUCCUGCUCAGAUGGCCUAUCCCACAGCUUACCCCAGCUUCUCUGGGGUUACACCACCUAACAGCAUCAUGGGCAGCAUGAUGCCCCCGCCAGUCGGCAUGGUAGCUCAGCCAGGAGCUUCUGGAAUGGUUGCCCCCAUGGCCAUGCCUGCAAGCUAUAUGGGGGGCAUGCAGGCUUCAAUGAUGGGUGUACCGAAUGGGAUGAUGACCACCCAGCAGGCAGGCUAUAUGGCAGGCAUGGCAGCUAUGCCCCAGACUAUGUAUGGGGUUCAGCCAGCUCAGCAGCUACAGUGGAACCUUACUCAGAUGACCCAGCAGAUGGCUGGGAUGAACUUCUAUGGAGCCAACGGCAUGAUGAGCUAUGGACAGUCAAUGGGCAGUGGAAAUGGCCAGGCAGCCAAUCAGACUCUGAGUCCUCAGAUGUGGAAAUAAAAGCAGAGCGCCUGUAUGGCUGCCAUUCUCAGCCCUUGCUCUCCCCCUUCCUCUUCUUUCCCCAGCUCUCCACCUUUUCCCUUUUUCCUACCUCUCUCUGUUUGGUUUAGAAAUUGCUCAGUAAGUCAUCUGGGGUUUGGCAUCCUGCCCAACCCAGCCACUUCCCAAACUCCGCAGACCUCUCUGUUGCUUUAUGUUGGUCACAUCCCCUGGCUGUCCUGAUUUCUUCCCCAGCCCUGCCCUCUCGUGGCACCAGCACCUUAGAAAUUAUUGGCAGAAGAAGGCACUUGAACUGCAGGGGAAAUGCAUACACUGUUCAGUACCUUCCCUCGAGGUUGUGCCUCCUCAGACCCUUGGAAAGGUCUGUAGGCACUGAGUAUCUGGCAGAGGGGAGGGUGCAGAGGGCCUUCUUUCUGUGUUAAGAAACUGUUUCUGAGUGUUGAAAGUUUUGCUUGAAGAGGGAGACAUCGUGUUCCCAGUGUCUUGCACUGGGUAAUGAAGCACUGCAAUCAAAUACUCCUUGGGUCUUGGCUCAGGUUGACCCUGGCCCUGGAGUGAGGCAAGCCCCCUCCUAUGAGGACGAGCAAAAAUAUCACUCCACUUCACCCUGAGUGCUUUCUGGAUCUGGGGCUUUAAGGACUCGCUGCUUCAGUCAGCCUUUAUCAGCACCAAAGACUAUGAAGGUCCCACACGCACACAUCCCUUGCCCUCCUGCCUGCUUUGAGCAGGGUCCAGCCUCAUUGGCUGGAGGACCAACCCCUCUGGAGGAAUGUGAAGCUUAACGUGUGCACUGCUCUGUGUGUGUGUGUGUCUGUGUGUGUGUAUGUGUGUGUGUGUGUAUCCCACUUGCCACCCUCUCCCCAUCUGCUCUGGGUAUUUUUUGUUUGUUUUAUGUUUACAACAGAGAGGAGUUAAUUUUCCAACAGCCUAAAACUGUUGCCAGUUUCUCUUAUAGUUUAAAAAACUCUCCAUCUCAUUGACAGCUCCCUUUUUCCUUUCCCUUCUCCCGUUUGCCAGCCACUCUUUGAUGCCUGCGUAUCUGAGUGCUCUGUUGGCCCACCUUUUCUAGGUGUGUGAGGCAGAGAGCCUGGACAGCUUUUCUCUCAGCCAUUGUUCACCCCCCUUGAAAAUUCAAACAAGAAAACUUCGCUUCAAAGAUUUCAUGUGUGGGAACCACAAUGCCUGGUUGCCUUUCUCCUAUGUAUGUGUAAAUUCCUUAAUAAAUACUGCAGGGAAGGAC
Messenger RNA from Nannospalax galili (Upper Galilee mountains blind mole rat), 1995 nucleotides. RefSeq names its product stromal membrane-associated protein 2. The record is from RefSeq and is a predicted model, not a curated record. The coding region runs from base 21 to 755 and encodes 244 amino acids. Lineage: Eukaryota; Metazoa; Chordata; Mammalia; Rodentia; Spalacidae. Gene Ontology annotation, molecular function: GTPase activator activity. The transcript has 5 exons.